UCUCUCUCCCUCUGUCUCUCUCUAAACUGUAGCCACAGCCACUUCCCCAGUGCUAACAGUUGGUCAGGCAGAGGGCAGGUGGGGUGGCUGAGUAAAGCCACAAUACCAGAUUAAACGAAAACAAAACAACGCCACAAAAAGAGAGUCGCUCACUCUGAGGAUCACGUGACCGUCCUCGCCCAAUGGGCUUGAGCCCUGGCUCUUUUUUCCUGGAGGGGAACCGUUGAAGCCGCCGCUGGGGUUUGGAGAGACCGACCGUGGUCCAACCACUCGACCACAAACCAGAGCUGUGACCAGACAGGAGACGGCUACAAUCCAAUCACCGCCGGAGAGAGGUGAGAGGAUGGAGAGAGAAAGAGCUAGAAACAGGUAAAGAAAGACAGUGAGAGAGAGAGAAGAGUAAGGAGGAUAAGUGAGAAAGAGAGGAGGGAGAGUAAGGAGUGUGUGUGUGUGUGAGAGAGAGAGAGAGAGAGAGAGAGAGAGAGAGAGAGAGAGAGAGAGAGAGAGAGAGAGAGAGAGAGGGAGAUUGGCUAGGUUGGAUUACAGCGUGUGACUCAGCCAGAGGUUAGUGAUCCUCUGAAACCACAGGGAGAGACUACCUCACCACCUCUCAUCCCAGGAUCAGGCCACCUCUGGAGGGAAUCAGUUUUUACACCCACAUCCAAAUAAAGAAGAGGAAGGAGGAACGGACGAGAACAUCGGAGCACUGGACAUAGCAGAGAACUGUGUGUUCCAGAAGUGCGGUAGCAUUGCUAGGACAUUUACCAGGGGCGUUGCCAUGGCAUCAAACAGCAUCUUUGAAUCCAUGCCAUCCUACCAGCCAUGCUUCACCAGGGACCCAGCACCUGGUCGGCGCUUCUCCCCCCUUUCCACCACCCUGUUGUCAGGUAAGAUGAGUGAGGGUCUGCCCCUGGGUGCCCAGGAGAGCAGUAGCGCCGCCCUGGUGGGAAAGCUGCGUAUUGCAGACCGAGGCAUGGUGGAGGUGCUGUCAGAACACCCUGGAGAACUGGUGAGGACAGACAGCCCCAACUUCAUCUGUUCUGUCCUACCCACACACUGGAGGUGCAACAAGACGCUGCCCAUCGCAUUCAAGGUGGUUGCCCUUGGUGAUAUCCCUGACGGUACCUUGGUCACGGUGAUGGCGGGGAACGAUGAAAACUACUCAGCAGAGCUCCGCAACGCCACGGCCGCCCUCAAGAACCAGGUGGCUCGCUUCAACGACCUGCGCUUCGUAGGCCGCAGCGGACGAGGGAAGAGUUUCACUCUGACCAUCACGGUGUUCACCAACCCUCCCCAGGUGGCCACCUACCAGAGAGCUAUCAAGAUCACCGUGGACGGGCCCAGAGAACCACGCCGCCACAGACAGAAGCUGGAGGAUGUGAAGACGGGAGCAUUGGCCUUCUCCGAGCGUCUGAGUGAGCUGGAGCAGCUAAGGCGGAGCUCCAUGAGGGUCACGCCCCCUCACCAUCAUCACCACCACGCCCCCACUCCCAAUCCCCGGCCCGCCCUGAACCCGGCCCAGUUCAGCAACCCCACACACCACACACAGAUACCAGACUCUAGGCAGAUGCAGACAUCUCCGUCGUGGUCCUAUGAGCAGUCCUACCCCUACCUGGGUCAGAUAACCACGCCCACCGUCCACUCAACCACGCCCAUCUCACCCAGCCGCUCCUCCCUCAGUGACCUGUCCAGCCGCCUCUCAGGCCCUGACCUCACAGCCUUCAGCGACCCCCGUAUGUCCCUGGAUCGCCCGUUCUCCUCCCUGACCUCGCUCCCUGACAGCCGCUACCCUGACCCGCGCAUGCACUACCCUACUGGGGCCUUCACAUACACCCCCACCCCUGUAUCAAACGGCGCCAUUGGACUGACCAUGGCGACCACCCCUGCUGGGCGUUACCACACCUACCUCCCCCCGCCCUACCCCACAAACGCCCCACAGGGCCAAAGUGGACCGUUCCAGGCCGGUUCCUCUCCCUAUCACCUGUAUUAUAGCACGGCCGCUGGGUCCUACCAAUUCUCCAUGAUGGCGGGGGGAGGCGGGGAGCGGUCUCCUCCGAGGAUAUUCCCUCCCUGCACCAACGCAUCCACAGGCUCCUCCCUCCUGCACCCGUCUCUGCCAAAUCAGAGCGAAGGGGUGGGGGUGGAAGCGGAGGGAAGUCACAGUAGCUCCCCUACCAAUAUGGUACCCGAGGCCGUAUGGCGGCCAUAUUGAGCACGGCAGCGGGGUUGACAAAUGAUUGACGGACUUGCUGGCUCAUUGGAGUGGAGAAGGGGCUUUCACGGAGCGUUCCUAUUGGAUCAUUAGAAUGAUCAAGGAACAAAUUGAGGAAGGAACAGAAACAGGGUGCCAUUUUACACCGAGGAGCAUAUAGCAGCUGAAAAUAAUUCAGCUUUGUUUUAUAAAAGGAUUGUUUGCCAUGGUUAUGAUUGUUGUUGGUAUUAUGAAUUACUCGUGGCCAAAAAUACAAUGGGUGAUUUUUAUGUGUACCACAGGCACUCCCCUCCUAUCCCACCUCCCCUUGUACCUCCUCCCCCUCUCCUCCCUUAUCCCACCUCCCCUUGUACCUCCUCCCCCUCUCCUCCCUUAUCCCACCUCCCCAUGUACCUCCUCCCCCUCUCCUCCCUUAUCCCACCCCCCUUGUACCUCCUCCCCCUCUCCUCCCUUAUUUCACCUCCCCUUGUACCUCCUCCCCCUCUCCUCCCUUAUCCCACCCCCCUUGUACCUCCUCCCCCUCUCCUCCCUUAUUUCACCUCCCCUUGUACCUCCUCCCCCUCUCCUCCCUUAUCCCACCUCCCCUUGUACCUCCUCCACCGUCCCCUCGCCCAUACCCGGGCGCGAACCAGGGACCCUCUGCACACAACAACAGUCACCCCUCGAAGCAUCGUUUCCCAUCGCUCCACAAAAGCCGCAGCCCUUGCAGAGCAAGGGGAACUACUACUUCAAGGUCUCAGAGCAAGUGACGUCACCGAUUGAAACGCUAUUUAGCGCACACCGCUAACUAAGCUAGCCGUUUCACAUCCGUUACAAUCCCACCUCCCCUUGUACCUCCUCCCCCUCUCCUCCCUUAUCCCACCUCCCCUUGUACCUCCUCCCCCUCUCCUCCCUUAUCCCACCCCUCCUUGUACCUCCUCCCCCACUCCUCCCUUAUCCCACCUCCCCUUGUACCUCCUCCCCCUCUCCUCCCUUAUCCCACCCCUCCUUGUACCUCCUCCCCCUCUCCUCCCUUAUCCCACUCUCCCCUUGUUCAACAUGGAGAGAGUGAUGUUAAUGUAAAUGAUGGCCAGCCAAGAUCUGUGUCUGUUCUGUCAUGUUUGUAUUGGUUUAUGGCCGUGAUAUUGUCUGCACUGAUCUACAAUCAGCACUGUUAUUCGAUUCACAAUGGUUAAGGGUAGGAAUUUACAGGGAAUGCUGUACCCAGUUCAGUGCUUAUGGACAUUGUACUGUCACACCAAAGUGUAACAGGUCAUUUGCUUUAUGAUUCCUUAAUUUAUUCUCUUACAAUACAUUUUUGGUUGUACUGUGUGUGUGUGUGUGUGUGUGUGUGUGUGUGUGUGUGUGUGUGUGUGUGUGUGUGUGUGUGUGUGUGUGUGUGUGUGUGUGUGUGUGUGUGUGUGUGUGUGUGUGUGUGUGUGUGUGAAGGAACAGAUAAGGCCUACAUUGCCACAUGGUUCACCUCAUAGUUGUAAAUAGUCUUUAAAUGUAAAUGACGACAUUGUCCAUGUUUGAUGACAUCAUUGCCUCCCACAGAGGUAUGUCACAGCAACAUCAAAUAUGCCUUUUCUCACAUUUUGUUUUACUUUAUGAAUAUAAAUAUUGUUGUAAAGAAAAUAAAACCAGUCUUUUUGUAUUUUCUCUAAA
Oncorhynchus masou masou (cherry salmon) is the source of this 3859-nucleotide messenger RNA. RefSeq names its product runt-related transcription factor 1-like. The coding region runs from base 779 to 2212 and encodes 477 amino acids. Gene Ontology annotation, biological process: hemopoiesis; chondrocyte differentiation; regulation of cell differentiation. The record is from RefSeq and is a predicted model, not a curated record. Lineage: Eukaryota; Metazoa; Chordata; Actinopteri; Salmoniformes; Salmonidae. The transcript has 8 exons. Gene Ontology annotation, cellular component: nucleus. Gene Ontology annotation, molecular function: DNA-binding transcription factor activity, RNA polymerase II-specific; RNA polymerase II cis-regulatory region sequence-specific DNA binding; ATP binding.